This is a messenger RNA of Chanos chanos (milkfish), 933 nucleotides long. RefSeq names its product olfactory receptor 52E4-like. Gene Ontology annotation, biological process: detection of chemical stimulus involved in sensory perception of smell; G protein-coupled receptor signaling pathway. The coding region runs from base 1 to 933 and encodes 310 amino acids. Lineage: Eukaryota; Metazoa; Chordata; Actinopteri; Gonorynchiformes; Chanidae. Gene Ontology annotation, molecular function: odorant binding; G protein-coupled receptor activity; olfactory receptor activity. Gene Ontology annotation, cellular component: membrane. The record is from RefSeq and is a predicted model, not a curated record. The transcript has 2 exons.
AUGAAUGAUACUGCAUUUAGAGUAACCUUGGUGUUUACAGCAUAUCAAUCAAUUGGUUCAGCUAAAACUGGACUUGCAGUUUUCAUUCUUUUAGUAUAUACCACAACAUUUUUAGCAAACAUUGUUUUGAUGUUCAUUAUUUGCUUAGAAUCAAGUCUUCAUAAGCCAAUGUAUAUAUAUUUAUUCAAUUUGGUAUGCAUUGGGCUGACUGGAAGCACUUCAGUUUGGCCACAGGUCAUAAUGAACCUUGUUAAUGACCAUCAGACAAGCUCUUAUAAUGGUUGUCUUCUUCAAGUGUUUUUAAUCUAUGUCUAUGGUACUGGCACCUUUGUGGUUCUAACAGUCAUGGCCUAUGAUAGGUAUGUUUCUAUCUGUAAACCACUGCAGUAUCACUUAAUCAUGACACAAUGCAGAGUUAAACAACUAUUAGCAGUAAGCAAUCUUGUCCCAAUUAUCCUUGUUGCAGUUCAAGUAUUUAUGACCUCAAGAAUCCCUGUAUGCAAAUACACUCUUCAUAGACUGUGUUGUGAUAAUCUCUCGGUCUACAGCCUGUCAUGUGCAAAAAGUAGUGCAAGCUCUCUGAACAAUCUGUAUGGCAUUUUUGUUGUUGGAUUUGUGGUUGUGUUGCCUCUAUGUCUUAUUUUGUUUUCCUAUGCUAAAAUUAUCACUGUAAGCUUCCAUGUAUCUAAAGAUGCGCAGAAGAAAGCAUUUAGUACAUGCACUCCCCAUUUGAUUGUAUUCAUAAACUUUUCCCUUGCAAGUCUUUUCGCAGUCAUAUAUAAUCGAAUCAGUUCUUUUUUAUCAAGUGAGGUAAAUAUAUUUGUGACAUUACAGAUAAUGUUAGUACCCCCUCUCCUGCAUCCAGUAAUUUAUGGAAUCAGAACAAAAGAAAUCAGAAAGGGGAACAUCAAAUCUGAAAUAACCCUUGCUUAA